Pseudocercospora fijiensis CIRAD86 is the source of this 2400-nucleotide messenger RNA. RefSeq lists its product as uncharacterized. Gene Ontology annotation, molecular function: oxidoreductase activity; L-amino acid transmembrane transporter activity. The record is from RefSeq and is a predicted model, not a curated record. Bases 1 to 2337 code for a protein of 778 amino acids. The transcript has 4 exons. NCBI's taxonomy places the organism in Eukaryota, Fungi, Ascomycota, Dothideomycetes, Mycosphaerellales, Mycosphaerellaceae. Gene Ontology annotation, cellular component: membrane. Gene Ontology annotation, biological process: amino acid transmembrane transport.
AUGAUAGGUCACCUCUGUUAUCUUCGACUUCGAGCGCACUCUCGCGAUACAAGACCAUCGAACGUAGAGGCAGAUGUUGUACCAGAAACCUCCGUGCUGGGACGGAACUUAAGCUGGAAUGGCGCAUACAUCUUGACCAUAUCGCGGGUCCUUGGCUCUGGCAUAUUCGCAACUCCAGGUGUCAUCCUCGCCGCAGUCGGCUCUCCUGGGCUCUCUCUUGCACUUUGGUUAGUCGGAGCAGUACUAGCAUACUUUAGCAUGGCCAUUAUGCUCGAAUAUGGGUGUAUGCUGCCGCGGUCUGGGGGCGAGAAGGUGUACCUGGAGUUCACGUACAGGAAGCCGAAAUAUCUGGUCACCAUUUUGAUCGCUACACAAGCCAUCCUCUUUGGCUUGACUGUGAGCAACUGCAUUGUUUUCGCACAGUACACGCUCUUUGCGUUUGGAGUGGAUGGCACGGAGCUCCUCCGGAAAGCGCUAGCACUUGGACUACUUACGGCAAUCACAGUAGUGCAUACCUGUUUCAUGAAGACUGGAAUACGGAUACAGAACUUCCUUGGCUGGAUUAAGAUCGUCCUGAUUGUAUUCAUGAUCUUCAGCGGCCUAUUCGUGGUGUUUUUCAGGCAUGAUCAGCGAAGCACCGAGAACGUACACCUCGAAAAGCCGAGCACGGACAGCCUCGACUGGACAUGGCAUGGAUUCUGGGCUGGAAGCAUCUGGUCUUGGGGCGCCAUCGCCACAUCGAUAUUGAAAGUAUUUUAUUCAUUUGCUGGUCUCAAUAAUGUCAACAAUGUCCUGAAUGAAGUCAAGGAUCCAGUCCGUACGCUAAAGUCGGUCGCGGUCACAACUCUCGCCACUGCAUGCGGUCUAUAUUUGCUGGUCAACGUUGCCUACUUCUUGGUCGUUCCACUCGAAGAGAUCAAGACUAGCGGAGAGCUGGUUGCCGCUUUGUUUUUCGAACGAGUCUUUGGCGAUGCUGUAGGUCGACAAAUAUUACCCAUCAUGGUCGCCAUCAGUGCUGCUGGGAACGUGAUGGUGGUCGUGUUUGCUUACGCACGACUGAAGCAAGAAUUGGCCAGGACUGGUCUCAUGCCAUUCUCGAGAUUCUUGUCUAGCAAUGCGCCUUUCGGAUCUCCGAUCGGAGGUCUCAUAAUCCACUACAUUCCAACCGCACUGGUCCUUGCCAUUCCGCACGGCGAUUUAUACAGCUUUGUCUUGGAAGCUGAAGGCUACAUCGCUCAGCUUCUCUCGGUUUUCAUAGCAAUUGGGCUUCUGCGCUUGCGUUGGAAGCGACCUGAUCUGAACCGACCGUACAAAGCCUGGUUGCCUGGAGUCCUCAUAAGACUGAUCGUUGCUUUUGCUUUGAUUGUGGCGCCCUUCUUCCCAAGCCAGGCUCAACGCGCCAAAGGUAUACUUGGAAGCGCCGCGUAUGCACUCAUCGGCAUAUCUGUUCUGAUAUUUGGCAUCAUUUAUUGGCACAUCUACACCGUUGCUUGGCCUCGCUGGCGAGGCUAUAGACUUGAGGAUAAAACAGAAAUUCUGAAUGACGGCAAGCCAGAGACCUACGAACGCCCUCUCGCCACGGAAAACGUCAUCAUCCACGACGUAACAGGCGACGAAGAUAAAUAUACCCUUGACAGCCACGGCUUCCAAUUCGUGCCCAGCGUGAGCGUCGAGAAAGACUUCCUAGACGAAGACCAAAUCAAAAAUCAAUACUACAAAGAAGUCGACCAACUCCUCAAAGAUGUGACUGGAGCAUCCCGUACCUUCAUCUUCGACCACACAAUCCGUCGACAAGCCCAAGACACACGCGCCAAGAAAUCUUCCGAGGAGAAGGAAGAGAAACCCCCAAUCUCCCUCCGCGGCCCAGUCCGAAGAGUCCACAUCGACCAAUCCUACACCGCAGCAUUAUCCCGCGUUCCCUUCCACUUACCAAACGAAGCCGACACCCUUCUAAAAGGUCGAAUCCAACUAAUCAACGUCUGGCGACCGAUCAAACCCGUGCUUCGUGAUCCUUUAACUGUAGCUCAAGCGCAGACGGUCGAGGAGAAAGAUCUCGUACCUGUGGGAUUGAUUUACGAGAAGAGGAAAGGUGAGACGUUGAGUGUUAGGUAUGCCGAGAAGCAGAAAUGGUUUUAUAAGUACCAUCAGAGUCCUGAGGAGGCGCUUUUGAUCAAGUGUUUUGAUAAUCGAGCUGGGGUUGGGAGUGCGGAGAAGUAUAGGGAUAGGGCGAAGAGGGUGCCGCAUAGUGCGUUUGAGGUUCCUGGGACGGAAGAUCAGGAGGGGAGGGAGAGUAUUGAGGUGAGGGCUUUGGUUUUUCAUGAGGGGGAUUAUGAGUAGAUUGGAAAAUAAAUGUAGCUGGGCGUUUCCCGGGGGAAAAAAUGUAUUUUUAUUUUUUUUCUG